Messenger RNA from Stegostoma tigrinum, 7484 nucleotides. It is a transcript of the gene abca3b, whose product is annotated as ATP-binding cassette, sub-family A (ABC1), member 3b. The transcript has 31 exons. NCBI's taxonomy places the organism in Eukaryota, Metazoa, Chordata, Chondrichthyes, Orectolobiformes, Stegostomatidae. Gene Ontology annotation, biological process: lipid transport; transmembrane transport. The coding region runs from base 310 to 5430 and encodes 1706 amino acids. Gene Ontology annotation, cellular component: intracellular membrane-bounded organelle; membrane. The record is from RefSeq and is a predicted model, not a curated record. Gene Ontology annotation, molecular function: ABC-type transporter activity; lipid carrier activity; ATP binding.
UUGUUGCGUUGAUUAACAAGUAAAGUGAGAGUGAUGGAAGUUAAAAAUUUGAAGGCUUGAGGAAACAAUGCAGCAAACAAUGCCCCAUUAUAUGGCACAUAGCGCACACUGUACCUCUUGAGGGUUAGUGACUGGCCUGAUGGGGGAUCCAAAACAUCUCAUUCAAACUGAUACACAACAUCUCCAUUGGCUGCAGUCUGUGAUAAUGGUUUGAAAGCUGCAAAAUUGGAACUAGCUGCAUCCAUUGUGCUCCUUCCCCUGUUAGGAAGCAUAUUCUUGUCAUAUUUUGGUGUUGCUCUUAAACUCAGGAUGACUCGACUUCGGCAGUUUGGCCUACUUCUGUGGAAGAAUUACGUGUUGCAAAAGCGCCAAGUAUUGGUCACCAUCGUUGAGAUAAGCCUGCCACUUAUAUUUGCUGCAAUUCUUAUAACUCUAAGACAGCGAGUUAACUCUGUGCAAUAUCCAAAUGCAACCACAUAUCCUCCAUUUUAUAUUUAUGAUAUUCCCUAUUUCCCCCAACACCCUACAACCAAAUGGAGUUUGGUUUACAUUCCCUCCAACGUGACUGCAGUGGAGACCAUUGCAAAGCUGGUGAAAGACAGUCUGCGGAAGAUUGUUAACAUUGUAGGUUUCCAAACAGAAGCUCAGUUUAAUGAAUUUAUAAGAUCGGAAAACAAGUCGGCAGAGAAAAUUCUGGUAGCUCUCGUAAUUGACCAUGACUUUAAGCAUCAAGAUGAGCGUUUACCAUUGCAGGUAAAGUACCACCUAAGGUUUAAAUACAGUCCUCUGAAUGCACCCCUUGGGGAAAUAAGCUCUUUCAAUCCAAACGGAGAUAAAGACUGGCACACUCGGUCCCUUUUCCCACUGCUUCAGGUACCUGGGCCUCGUGAGCAAUACUUCAAGGAUGGAGGCAGUCCAGGUUAUUACCGCGAGGGCUUCCUGGCAACACAGUUCGCAACAGACAGAGCCAUUAUCAAGUAUCAUGCCAACCAAGAAGCAGCCAAAUGGCUUACAUCAUUUCCAGUAGAAAUGCUGCGAUUCCCUUUCCCCCCCUAUACUGAUGACCUCUUCAUUUUGGCAAUCCAAACACAGCUUUCACUACUGGUCAUGCUGAGUUUCACCUACAUGGCCCUUAAUGUUACCAAAGCAAUUGUACUGGAAAAGGAAACCAAGCAAAAGGAGUACAUGAAGAUGAUGGGACUUAACAACUGGCUGCACUGGUUGGCCUGGUUCUUCAAAUUCCUCCUCUUUCUCAUAAUUUCAGUAUUUCUCAUGUCUGUGCUGUUUUGUGCAAAGCAGAUGUCCAAACAGGGAGCUGUGCUGAGCAACAGUGAUCCCACCCUAAUAUUUGUGUUUCUCCUGCUGUUUUCAAUUUCCACGAUUUCAUUCAGCUUCAUGAUCAGCGUCUUCUUCUCCCGAGCUAAUGUAGCUGCUGCAGUUAGUGGAUUCCUGUACUUCUUUUCAUAUAUCCCCUACUUCUUCAUCGCACCUCGUUACCAUACAAUGACACACCCCCAGAAAGUGGCAUCAUGCUUGAUCUCAAAUGUUGGCAUGGCACUGGGAUGCCAGCUAAUUGGCAUGUUUGAAGGGAAAGGUACAGGUAUACAGUGGUCAAACAUAAACAUGCCCGUCAAUGUGGAUGACAAUUUUACUCUUGGUCAAUCAAUGGCAAUGCUGAUUUUUGAUUCAGUUGGUUACAGUUUGGUCACUUGGUAUGUGGAAGCUGUGUUCCCUGGAGAGUAUGGAAUACCACAGGUCUGGUACUUUUUCAUCUUGCCUUCAUACUGGCUUGGGAAGCCAAGAUCUGAAUACGUCAAAAUAAAUAAAGAUGAUGAGGAAGCAGACAAACCACUAAACACUGAAUACAUGGAAGAUGACCCAUCGGAUAUUGAAGCUGGCAUCAAAAUCAAAGACUUGACCAAGGUGUUUAACGUUGGAAACCAGAUGAAGAAAGUAGUUUCCCAUUUAACCAUGAACUUAUACAAGGGACAAAUCUCUGUAUUGCUGGGGCACAAUGGUGCAGGAAAGACUACUACGCUGGCAAUGCUCACAGGUCUGUUCCCUCCUACAAGUGGCACUGCCUACGUCAAUGGGUAUGAUAUCUGCCAGGACAUGCCACUCGUUCGCCAAAGUCUGGGACUCUGUCCGCAGCACGAUGUCUUGUUUGAUAAUCUAACCGUAGAAGAACAUCUGUCAUUUUUUAGUGGGCUAAAAGGCUGCCACUCUGGUCAGAUGCACGAAGAGGUAAACCAGAUGUUAAGCAUGCUGAAGUUUGAGGAUAAAAGAAAAGCAAAAGUCAAGACUUUGUCCGGUGGAAUGAAACGGAAGCUCUCCAUUGGAAUUUCUCUCAUCGGCAACUCUAAGGUUGUCAUGUUGGAUGAACCAACAUCUGGUAUGGAUCCACUAUCCCGCAGGUCUGCCUGGGAUCUUCUACAGAACCAGAAGUAUGGCCGCACUAUUCUGCUUACCACUCAUUUUAUGGAUGAAGCUGAUCUCCUUGGAGAUCGUAUUCUGAUCAUGGCCAAUGGGCAGCUUCAGUGCAGUGGAUCGUCACUUUUUCUCAAGAACAAGUAUGGGGCUGGGUACCACAUGGUGAUUGUGAAGCAACCUCACUGUAAAGUCGCUGAUAUUACCACACUCGUGAAGAGUCUCAUUCCCAAAGCAGACAUGCAGACCAAUGCUGGUGCUGAACUCUCCUACAUCCUCCCGAAUGAAAGCACUGACAGGUUUGAAGACCUUUUCUCACAACUUGAAAUGAAGAAGGAGAAGCUGGGAAUUGCCAGUUAUGGUGCUUCAGUGACUACCAUGGAAGAGGUGUUUCUAAAGGUGGGGAAGCUGGUGGACUCCAGCAUGGACAUUCAGGCAAUCCAGCUGCCAGCAAUACAAUACCAGCAUGAACGAAGGAUGAGUGACUGGUCAGUUGGAGAGAAAACCAGCCAGAGCGACUUGAUGGAAGAUACAGAUAACAAUGAGAGUCAUCUGCCCAACACCUGUUCUUCUAUCAAACUGAACACAGGGAUCAUACUCUGUUUGCAACAGUUCUAUGCCAUGCUCAUGAAGCGAGCAACAUACACCUGGCGGAACUGGAAGAUAUUCACAGCCCAGUUUAUGGUACCACUGAUUUUUGCCUGUUUUGCAUUGAUUGUUGCCAAGACAUUUCCGGGGCCUCAGGAUUCACCUCCAUUAAAUCUGACUCUGGAAAAAUAUGGAUCUACCAUUGUUCCUUUUUCAUUGAGACCUAACUCCCGGAACCAGACUAAAAAUUUGUCCCAGGCUUACAAAGCGGUGGUAGAAGCACAACUGGGCAUCCCAAUACAGACAGAAGGUGAUAUUAUUGAUUAUCUGUUGAAUUCUUCAGUUAAAGAAGGAUCUUCUUUUAAUGAACGAUGUGUGGUAGCAGCAGAUUUCCAUGACACACUGACAACUGGAACCAGGAUACGAGUUUUAUUCAAUAAUUUGGGCUAUCAUACAUCUGCUACUUCCUUGAUGUUAGUGGACAAUGCCUUAUUCAAGCUUCUGGUGGGACCAACAGCAUCAAUCAGUACCACCAACUUUCCACAGCCUCGCAACAUUACAGAGCAAGCAAUGGAACAACUGAAUGAAAAUAGGACAGGGUUUGCUUUGGCCUUCAACUUGAUAUUUGGCAUGGCCUUUCUGGCUAGCACUUUUUCCCUGUUGUUGGUAUCUGAGAAAACCAUAAAAUCCAAGCACAUUCAGCUCAUCAGUGGCCUUCAUAUCAUCAACUUCUGGCUGUCUGCUCUCGUCUGGGAUCUGAUUAACUAUGUUAUCCCCUGUGUUGCAAUUCUAGCGAUGUUCCAGAUCUUUGAUCUGCAGCCUUUCACUGUGCAGCAGCAUCUUGGAGAUGUGUUGAUACUUCUACUCCUUUAUGGGUGGUCCAUUAUCCCUAUCAUGUACCUCUUCCACUACUUCUUCGAUACACUUGCAACAGCCUACACCAGAAUCACUAUUAUCAACAUUUUGACUGGCACAGCCACCUUCUUGGCCAUUACAAUUAUGAAUAUUCCAGAACUUGAUCUGACAGACCUAGCAAAGAUUCUGGAUGCAGUGUUUCUCAUGUUACCCAAUUACUGCCUGGGACAGGCUAUGCAUGAUUUUUACCAGAACUACCAAUUGGUUACUGUGUGCACAAGAAGCCCACUUGCCGAGUAUUUGUGCGAGGCAUUCAACAUCACCUACCAGACUGAUUACUUAGCCUGGGAAUCUCCUGGAGUUGGCCGCUUCAUUGUUGCUCUGGCAGUCCAGGGCUUGGUCUUUCUGACUUUUCUUCUCCUUAUUGAGUUUAGUAUCUUCAAAGUACUGUCCACUUUAUUCCAUUAUAUCGUCUGGAGAAAGAGAACGGCUUCAAUUAUAAAUGGCAGCAUGCCACAGCUAAUUGAAGACUCCGAUGUCAGGGAUGAGCGUUUGAGGAUAGAGGAGUCAACAGUUUCCCAAAUGGACUGCCCGUUAGUGAUAAAGGAACUCUUCAAGGUUUAUCACAAGGAAUCAACGCUUGCUGUUAACAGGAUUUCUUUAGCUGUAAAUAAAGGAGAAUGCUUUGGAUUGCUGGGUUUUAAUGGAGCUGGAAAGACAACCACCUUCAAGAUGUUGACCGGUGAUGAGAAAGUGAGCGGAGGGGAUGCCUUUAUCGCAGGUUACAGCAUUUUGAAAAACAAAAAAAAAGUGCGCCAGAAGAUUGGUUACUGUCCCCAGUUUGAUGCUCUGCUUGGUCACAUGACGGGGCAGGAAACACUAUAUAUGUUUGCAAGAUUACGGGGCAUCCCCGAACACAUCAUCCAGCAGUGCGUAGAUGAGGAGUUCCAGAGUUUCCUACUUGAACCUCAUGCCCGGAAGCUCGUGCGGGCAUACAGUGGUGGAAAUAAGAGAAAGUUGAGCACUGCUGUGGCGCUGAUUGGAAAUCCUGCUGUCAUCUUCCUGGAUGAACCUUCCACUGGCAUGGAUCCUGUUUCAAGGAGACUAUUAUGGGAUGCGGUGACCAGAUCUCUUCAAGAUGGAAAGUCCAUUGUCAUUACUUCUCACAGCAUGGAAGAGUGUGAAGCACUCUGCACCAGGCUGGCUGUGAUGGUCAAUGGUCAGUUCAAGUGCCUUGGGAGUCCUCAGCACCUCAAGAAUAAAUUUGGCAGUGGAUUUACAUUACUGGUCAAAAUCCAUGGAAAUAAACCUGAUCUCAAGCCAUUCAAGAACUUUAUUGAAACUACAUUUGAAGGCAGUAUUUUAAAAGAUGAGCAUCAUGGAAUGGUGCAUUACCACUUAACCAGCCAACUCUUGUCAUGGCCUCAGAUAUUUGGCACACUAGAAAGGGCCAAAGAGAAAUACAAUAUCAAGGAUUAUUCAGUCAACCAGAUCUCCCUUGAGCAAGUGUUCCUCAGCUUUGCUCGUUUCCAGCUGCGUACAGAAGGAAGAUCAGAUUAGCACCAAUCAAACUGAGUUUCAGUUUCAACCGUGAACGUACAGGUGCAGGAGCUACAUGCGUAGAAAAUUCUAUCUGGUUGGGUGAAUGAUGCAUUAGAAAUAAAAAGCUAGAGUAAAGUUAACACUAAACCUGAGAAGUCCAGACUCUGCUGGAGUUAGGUUGGUUCAGAAACCUGCUGGAAUCAAGGACUUCAAUUCUCCAAUUGUAACUGAGCAGAACAAUUCACUCAGGAUAAGAAAUGCUGCAUUGUCCUGGAAAUUGGCCUCUGGUGCAGUACCUUAUUUUUGUUAUGUUAGUAGGAUUAUAUUCGACUGGGAAUACACCCAUUUUCAGAAUCAUCUUGUUCCAAGAUAAAAAUAAAAAUUUUAAAGUGAUCAGAGCAAACGUGGCCAUCAAAAUGAAUCACAUGACCUGGCCUGUGUGUCCCACAUGCCCAUUAAAACCUUCUCUAAUUCCUUCCAGGGGGUCAAGGUUCCUACUGUAAAACUGGGUCCCCCUUAAUUCGAGGUUGAACUCUCAUCUUUCCUCAGCAACAGCAUAAUUGACUCAUACUACUUGAUAGUUUUGUUACUAAUGUUUAUCUAGUGCUAGUUGUGAUUUGUUACUAGUAAUAACCAUGCUGAAAUUGUGGAUCAUUACAAAUAGUGACACAAACAAAAGCACAAUACUGAAGAAGCUAGAAAUGGGAAAUUAAAAACAGAAAAUGCUAGAACUACUGUAUCAGUGAUAAUGGGUCUAGGCCCAAAACAUCAGCUUUUGUGCUCCUGAGAUGCUGCUGGGCCUGCUGUGUUCAUCCAGCCUCACAUUUUGUUAUGCUAGAACUACUGGCAGGUCAGGCAACAUAUGUGGAGAGAAAGACAGAGUUAAACAUCUGAAAUUGAUGGCUUCCUAUCAGAAAUGUAAAAAAGUUAGAAAUGUGUAACAGGCAUUAAGCCAGUACAGAGGCAGAUUAAUGGGAGGGGAGAAAAAAACAAAAGGAAUGUUUGUGAUAAUUUGGCAGGCAGGAGCAAUUCAGUGACCAUAGGGAAGAUGGUGCAAGGCAGAAGAGAUGAUGGAGAGAUUGGUAAAGAGAGACUAGAGGAGAAGUUAGCAAGCACAUUGCAAUUAACCCAUGUACUGAUUCUUGCAAUAACUCUGGUGCUGAUGGAGAUUUCAUGCUUGUCAUAUUAAUCGUAAUAAUAAUGGUGAUUUGGUAUUAGUAAAGAUCCCUGAUGCUAGUGGAGAUUUGUCAUUAGUACGAUCAGGGUGUAAGCACUGUUUCUUACUAAGAGUAACAGAGAUCACAGACGUACCACAGCCUUCCCUGCAAACGGACCAAAUAUCCAAGUAGAUUAAACAUAAUAGUUCCUUUCUGCAAUGGCUAUAAAUAGUAUAGAGUGACAGAUUAGACUUCUGUGCUGUAAUUAUUCGGCCCAUUGUUUCAGUGCCGACUCUCUGCAAGAGCAUCUCACCAGUCCUGCUCCCUGCUAUUUUCUGUAGCUACGUACUUACAUAAUUUCCAAUCGCCUUUGAAAGCCAUGAGUGAAUGUGGCCCUACCACACUCUAGGGUGUACAGUCCAGAUCCUAACUACUUGCUAUGCAAAAUGGUUUUCUUCUUGUGUUCCCUUUGCUUCUCUUGGCAACCACCUCAAACUGGUGUUGUUUGGUUCUCAAUCCUUCCAUCAAUGGGAAAAGUUUCUCCUUUCUACAUGACUUGAAACUGAGUCUAAGGCUCACUUUAUAAACUGAUUAUUGAUAACUAAAUUCAGCCUAGCACAAGCUAAAUUAUUUGCUGAUAAUUCAGUGAAAUCUUUGCUGUUAACUAGAAUGCUCAAACCUGGAGACGAAGUAGUCUCAGUUUAUAUCUACACAGCAGCAAGACGAAAGGUAGAAUUCUACAGGUAUGUGAAUUUUUAUGAAUGAAAACUCCUCCAUUCUAACCUCUGUUGUUAGGAACUUGAAACAAUGUGUGAAAUGGAUCAAACAAGACACUUGUACAUCCUUGCUUGGAAUGAAACCAUGGAUUUAAAGAACAACUUUAAAUUCAAGCAACAUCCUUCUUUGGCUAAUAAG